This is a messenger RNA of Humulus lupulus (European hop), 1638 nucleotides long. Its product is annotated as patatin-like protein 2. The transcript has 7 exons. NCBI's taxonomy places the organism in Eukaryota, Viridiplantae, Streptophyta, Magnoliopsida, Rosales, Cannabaceae. Gene Ontology annotation, biological process: lipid metabolic process. Gene Ontology annotation, molecular function: glycerophospholipase activity; monoacylglycerol lipase activity. The coding region runs from base 153 to 1358 and encodes 401 amino acids. The record is from RefSeq and is a predicted model, not a curated record.
UCUUUCUUGUCUCAAAAAUUGCAUACACAACACCACAAAUACUCUUAAUAAGCUCUUCUUCUCUUGUGAUAAAAAAAAAACACCUUCGUCGCAAGUUUUUCUAUCUUUGUUGAUUUUAGUUCUUAAGAAUCUGAGUUAUUUGUUAUAGUAAAAUGGAGAGAGCAAGGUCAUUUUUACAGUCUCCAACUUAUGAUAAUGUCAUCACUGUCCUUAGCAUCGAUGGUGGUGGGAUAAGGGGUAUUAUUCCCGGCACCAUUCUCAGCUGUCUAGAAUCCGAGCUUCAGAGACUAGAUGGUGAGGAAGUAAGGAUUGCAGACUACUUUGAUGUGAUCGCUGGAACAAGUACUGGUGGACUCGUUACAGCCAUGCUUACUGCCCCGAAUGAAAACGGUCGACCCUUAUUUGCUGCCAAGGAUAUCAACGAUUUCUACCUCAAACACUGUCCUAAGAUUUUUCCUCAAGAUAGUAGUAUUCCAAUAUUUGGGGGUGCGGCGGAGACAAUUAGAUCUCUAGUUGGUCCAAAAUAUGAUGGUAAGUAUUUUCGCAGCCUACUCAAGGAGACAUUAGGAGAGCUACGGUUGAGUCAGACAUUGACCAACGUUGUUAUCCCCACCUUUGACAUCAAACGCCUCCAACCCACUAUCUUCUCUUCCUACGAGGUGAGAAAGAAUUCAAGCCUAGAUGCCCUACUCUCUGAUAUAUGCACCGGGACUUCGGCAGCCCCAACCUAUCUUCCGGCCCAUACUUUCGAAACCAAAGAUUCCAACGGCCAAGCGAUCAGAGAGUUUAACCUCAUCGAUGGUGCUAUGGCGGCUAACAAUCCGACUUUGGUGGCUAUGAACGAAGUGUCAAAGGACAUCAACUCAGGGAGUAGUUUCUCUGUGACCAAGCGUACGUAUGGGCGAUGCUUGAUCGUGUCGUUAGGAACGGGUACGCCAAAAGCUGAUGACAAGUACAACGCAGUCGAAGCAGCCAAGUGGGGUGUUCUGGGGUGGUUGAGCAGCCACCAUUCCACUCCUUUGGUCGAUAUUUUCACCCAAGCAAGCAGUGACUUGGUCGAUUUUUACCUCUCCACACUAUUACAGGCUCUAGACUCUGAGACUCACUAUCUUCGUAUCCAGGAUGAUACAUUGGCCGAAAAGGUAUCUUCUGUAGACAUUGCCACCGAUGAAAACCUUAACGAGCUUGUGAAAGUUGGAGAGGCUUUGUUGAAGAAACCUGUUACGAGAGUUAAUUUGGAGACAGGUUUACAAGAACCUUGUCAUGAUGAUGUUACAAAUGAAGUGGCUAUCAAAAGGGUUGCGGAAAUACUUUCCCGGGAAAGAAAGACUCGUGGUGAGGAUAGAAAGGCAAUCUAAAAACUUGAGGGAUAGGCUGAUCCAAUUAUUUUGUUAAUAUAUUAGUUACUACAAAAACAAUUCACAUAUAGUAUGUUGUGUUCUGAUUGAUUACCACUAUUUAUUUAUUUGUAAUAAUUUUAUAUAUGAUUUAACACUUCAUGAUUAAUUUCAUGUGGUAUAUUUGCUUGUAUUAUUUUAUCGUGUGUACCAUGGAUAUUUAAUUUUUCAAUAAGAAAAUAAACCGAAUUGUGACUAAUAAUUUCAACUCCUAGCUAUCAAAGAUAUGUUUAUAUAUAAA